Zygotorulaspora mrakii is the source of this 1449-nucleotide messenger RNA. It is a transcript of the gene GDI1, whose product is annotated as Gdi1p. The record is from RefSeq and is a predicted model, not a curated record. Lineage: Eukaryota; Fungi; Ascomycota; Saccharomycetes; Saccharomycetales; Saccharomycetaceae. Gene Ontology annotation, biological process: protein transport; vesicle-mediated transport; small GTPase-mediated signal transduction. Gene Ontology annotation, molecular function: Rab GDP-dissociation inhibitor activity. The transcript has a single exon. Gene Ontology annotation, cellular component: cytoplasm. Bases 1 to 1449 code for a protein of 482 amino acids.
AUGAACGAUGAUGCUACUGAUCAAGAUCCUGACAAGACAAGGUGGAUUCGGAGCUGCCAAAAUACAUUCCAGACAGCUAUUACUUGCCAAUCAAAGAUGGAUCAGGAAACCAUGGAUACUGAUUUUGACGUUAUCGUCUUGGGAACAGGCCUGACAGAGUGUAUCUUGUCUGGCUUGCUUUCUGUUGAUGGUAAAAAAGUGUUGCAUAUAGAUAAACAGGAUCACUAUGGUGGCGAAGCUGCCUCUGUGACGUUGUCACAGCUAUACGAAAAAUUCAAGCAGAACCCUAUAUCAAAGGAGGAAAGAGAAGCGAAAUUUGGUAGAGAUAGAGAUUGGAAUGUCGAUUUGAUUCCAAAAUUUUUGAUGGCCAACGGCGAAUUGACGAAAAUUUUGGCACAUACGGAUGUUACUAGGUAUGUUGAUUUCAAGCAAGUCUCAGGAUCCUAUGUCUUCAAACAAGGUAAAAUUUACAAAGUUCCUGCAAAUGAAAUGGAAGCUAUAUCAUCACCAUUGAUGGGGAUUUUUGAAAAGCGUAGAAUGAAAAAAUUUUUGGAGUGGAUUAGUAGUUAUCAAGAAGAUGAACUAGCCACCCACCAGGGUUUGGAUCUAGACAAAAAUACCAUGGAUGAGGUCUACUACAAAUUUGGAUUGGGAAAUUCAACCAAAGAAUUUAUUGGACAUUCCAUGGCUCUGUGGACUAAUGACGAUUAUUUACAGCAGCCAGCGAGACAGUCUUUCGAAAGAAUUUUGCUAUACUGCCAAAGUGUUGCACGUUAUGGUAAAUCACCAUAUCUUUAUCCUCUAUACGGUCUCGGUGAAUUACCCCAAGGCUUUGCUCGUUUGAGCGCAAUAUAUGGUGGUACUUAUAUGUUGGACAAUCCAAUCGAUGAAGUACUGUAUAACGAAGAAGGACAGUUCAAGGGUGUGAAGACCAAACUAGGCACUUUCAAUGCACCAUUGGUAAUUGCAGAUCCCACGUAUUUCCCGGAAAAAUGUAAAUCAACGGGCCAAAGAGUUAUUAGAGCCAUUUGUAUUCUCAAUCACCCGGUUGCGAAUACAAAUAAUGCCGAUUCUAUACAAAUUAUAAUUCCUCAGAGUCAAGUUGGCCGGAAAAAUGAUAUUUACAUUGCAGUUGUCUCUGAAGCCCAUAACGUAUGUUCAAAGAAUCAUUACUUGGCAAUCAUCUCAACAAUUGUCGAGACUGAUAAACCACAUAUUGAACUGGAAUCCGCAUUCAAAUUAUUGGGACCAAUUGAAGAAAAAUUCAUGGGUAUUGCUGAGCUAUUCGAACCGAAGGAUGAUGGAUCCAAAGACAAGGUAUAUUUAUCAAGGUCCUAUGACGCAUCAUCGCAUUUCGAGUCCAUGACUGACGAUGUGAAAGAUAUCUACUUUAGAGUGACUGGACAUCCAUUUGUGUUGAAGCCAAGAGAUACAAAUGAGGAUCAAUGA